This is a messenger RNA of Salvia miltiorrhiza (redroot sage), 2141 nucleotides long. RefSeq names its product MLO-like protein 10. Bases 145 to 1863 code for a protein of 572 amino acids. The record is from RefSeq and is a predicted model, not a curated record. Lineage: Eukaryota; Viridiplantae; Streptophyta; Magnoliopsida; Lamiales; Lamiaceae. Gene Ontology annotation, cellular component: membrane. The transcript is spliced from 15 exons. Gene Ontology annotation, biological process: defense response.
UAUUCCUUGGCGGAUAGAAAGUAAAAAGAAAAGAAAAAAGCAGCAGUUGCUCAAAAAGGUCAGAAAAGGAGCAGCCAUAUAGCUGAAUAUCUGUGCACAAAUUGGAAAAAGAGAGGGUCUGUGUUUGAGUGCGUGCGAAUUUCUAUGGCUGUAGAGCCCAGUUCGGGGGCUAAAGAGAGAGAUCUUCAGCAGACAGCAACAUGGGCAGUUGCUGGUGUUUGUGCUGUGAUUAUAAUUAUCUCUAUUGUCCUAGAAAAGCUCCUUCACAAAGUCGGAACGUGGUUAACAGAUAGGCAUAAGAGAGCUCUUUACGAGGCGUUGGAGAAGGUCAAAGCUGAGUUGAUGAUUCUUGGUUUCAUCUCUCUAACCCUUGUAUUCAGUCAAUACUACAUUGCUGAAAUCUGCAUACCUACCAAUGUUGCCGAUACCAUGCUGCCUUGUUCUAAUAAAGAAUAUAAGGAUGCGAAGGAGGAAGAGACUCGUCGCAGGCUUUUGUCAAUUGAACGCCGUGUUUUAGCUUCCAAAUCUUCUAAGUGCUUGGAGAAGGGGAAAGUACCACUUAUAACGGUGGAUGGACUGCAUCAGAUACAUAUUCUUAUAUUCUUUUUAGCAGUCUUGCACGUGAGUUACAGUGCUAUCACUAUGGCUCUCGGAAGACUUAAGAUUCGUGGCUGGAAAGGAUGGGAGCAGGAAACUUCUACCCACGACUAUGAGUUUUCUAAUGAUCCUUCAAGAUUCAGGCUUACCCACGAGACAUCUUUUGUGAGGGCACACACUAGUUUCUGGACCCGGAUACCUCUGUUUUUCUAUAUUGGAUGCUUUUUUCGACAGUUCUUUAGGUCUGUUAGCAGAUCUGAUUACUUGACUUUACGCAAUGGGUUCAUUUCCGUUCAUUUGGCCCCAGGAAGCAAGUUCAACUUCCAAAAAUACAUCAAAAGGUCACUAGAAGACGACUUUAAGACUGUUGUGGGAGUAAGUCCGGUUUUGUGGGGAUCGUUCGUGGUGUUCUUACUCCUAAAUGUUCACGGGUGGCAAGCACUGUUUUGGGCAUCCUUAAUUCCUGUGAUUAUAAUCUUGGCUGUCGGCACGAAGCUACAAGCUAUUUUGACAAAAAUGGCCCUUGAGAUAACAGAGAGACAUGCAGUAGUCCAGGGCAUACCUCUCGUCCAAGGCUCGGACAAAUAUUUCUGGUUUGGUCGGCCUCGGUUGGUGCUGCAUCUCAUUCACUUUGCACUGUUUCAGAACGCGUUCCAAGUGACAUACUUCUUGUGGAUUUGGUACGAGUUUGGGAUCGAUUCUUGCAUCCAUGACAAUCUCGGACUUGUGAUUGCCAAGAUCGGUGUAGGGGUGGCAGUCCUAUGUUUGUGCAGCUACAUUACACUUCCACUAUAUGCCCUCAUCGCUCAGAUGGGAUCAAAUAUGAAGAAAACCAUCUUCGACGAGCAAACAUCCAAGGCCCUCAAGAAGUGGCAUAUGGCGGUGAAGAAGAAGCAAGGGCGGGGAGGAAGCACCCCUACGCGAACCUUAGGUGGGAACGCGAGCCCAACGUCUUCAGUGGGGUCCCCGUUCCACCCUACAGGCGCGAUGCUUCAGCGUUUUAAGACCACUGGUCACUCAACUCGAGGAUUUGGUUAUGAAGAGCAGGAUGCAUCUGAUCUCGAGGAUCCAUCCACACCUCCACCACCCACCGCCAGCUUGAUCAUACGCUCCAAUGAUCCUUUGGAUCAUGAUCACGACCACGACCAUGAUGUCCGCCAUCUUGAUGACGAGCAUGAUGGGGAAUUUGCUACGAAUGGACAAGAAACGAUGAGGAACGAAGAUGACUUCUCGUUUGUGCGCCCGGCGCCCACCCAGCAGAAGUGAGGUUGGUUGGCACCUUGCUGUUUGUUGGAUUUUAUCAAAAUUUGCCAUCAGCUUGAUUUGCUCUACUUGAUUCUGUAUUUACAUGUGAAAAUUUUCACAAUUUUAGUAGGCACCUGUGAUUACAUAUUUAGAUAUUUUUAUGUACAUUUUUUAUAAAUUUUGUUUCUGUUUUGAGUUUUUUAGGUUUACCAUAUCUUCAAGAUCUUAUAUUGUUGGUUUAUAACCAUUUCAUAUUUUGGAUCUUCAGAUUUCAUUCAAUUAUGAUUACAUCUUUGAUA